Messenger RNA from Selaginella moellendorffii, 710 nucleotides. RefSeq lists its product as uncharacterized. The record is from RefSeq and is a predicted model, not a curated record. The coding region runs from base 38 to 502 and encodes 154 amino acids. Lineage: Eukaryota; Viridiplantae; Streptophyta; Lycopodiopsida; Selaginellales; Selaginellaceae. The transcript has a single exon.
CCAAGUUACACGCUGGCACCAGUCAGCCUCGUCAGCUAUGGCGAUUAGGGUUUUAACGUCUCUCCUGCGCCAUCGCUCGUCCGCCGCCGCCCUGGUAAGCUUCUCUCCGCAACAUCUCGCCAAAAUCUCUCCCGGAAUCGCACGGCGCCGCCAUUUUGUUGCGCUGCGCGGAUCAUCAUCGAUCGAGAGGGAACCUGGAUCAUUCUCGCGCUCCAGGUACUUCUACUCGACAUUGAGCGAGAAGAAUCACAACAAGGAGCUGGAUGAUAUCAAUUCCAAGUUCGCCGAGGCCAGGGAAGAGAUUGAGCUGGCCUCGGAGUCGAAAGAGACGGUGUAUUUCAACGAGGAGGCCGAGACCGCUAGAGUGGCGGUGCAGGCGGUGCUUGACAAGUACCAAGCGCUCCUCGCCAAAUUGAGCCCGGAAGAAAAAGGUGGCGUCCAGAGAGCCAUGGGGAUGAAGAUGGAGCAGCUCAAGGCCGAGCUUGCCCAGCUCAAGGAGUGAGACCCAAACAAAACAACAAGACAAGAGAUUGCUGAGUACUCCGUUUCUUCUUUUUUUUGCAUGGCUUUGUGCCUUCUGUCUCAAUCUACUCAAAGGAUAACAGUGGCUGUGGGAUUAGAUAUUCAUUCAUUCGGAUACUGUUUACUAUGCCUGGCAUGAGGUGCACCAGUAAGUGUUUAUGGAGUAGUAAAAUAUUCAUUCAUUUUCG